Molecule: messenger RNA, 2097 nt
Organism: Cantharellus anzutake
Lineage: Eukaryota; Fungi; Basidiomycota; Agaricomycetes; Cantharellales; Hydnaceae
Exons: 3
Coding region: 1-2097 (698 amino acids)
Biological process (GO): iron ion transport; intracellular iron ion homeostasis; copper ion import
Cellular component (GO): plasma membrane
Molecular function (GO): ferric-chelate reductase activity
Source: RefSeq, a predicted model, not a curated record
AUGGGUGCUAUUACUGUUCCCCCAGUCACCAACCCCACUGACGCAGAGCGUCUCCGUAACGCGACUACCACUUCGGAUGAUACGUUCGCGGUUUCUCAUGCUCUAAUAGUUCUCUUUGUUCUCUUCUCUCUCGCUUUUGCACUUUUUGCUCUUCCUUGGACUUUCUCUCGUCUCCAACACGCUGGUUGGCUGGUCGGAUUCCGGUUGUCAUCAAGACCGCCUGCGCCCGUUCCUACCAAGAAUCGUGUCGUUCCAGGAAAACCACAUCCUGAAACCGAUAUCAGUCUCCCCAGAAGGAUUGGUCGUUUACCGUUGGCGUUGCCGACGUAUGUCAUUCCCUAUGUGAAACUGUCCGUCCCGCAGGCCUUUCUCUUAGCAACCACCACGCUCGUGGUGUUUCUUGCGAGUUUCGUUGGCAGCAAUGUUAUGACGGACUCCACGAGGACGGGAUAUGUUGCGAUCACACUUGUGCCGUGCGUUAUCAUGCUUGGGAAUAAGGUUUUUGGGCUGGGAACUAUUCUUCAGGUUGGAUAUGCCACGAUAAAUUGGUUUCACCGAUGGCUGGGUCGUCUUUUAUUCCUCAUUACCACUGUCCAUGUCAUUGCCUACUUGACUAUUUUCGCUCAGACGCAUACUAUGCAUUCCGAAAUGUCUAAAUCCUCUAAUAUCCUCGCUUCUAUUUCGUACUCUGGGUUCUGCCUCAUCUUCUUUGCAUCGAUUGAUACCGUUCGUCGCCAGUGGUGGCAUAUAUUUAAAGUCUGCCACCACUUUGGCGUCUUUCUCUUCAUUGUUGGUCUUAACUAUCACUCUAAGCUUCUUCGUCCUUGGGUGCUGUACUCUGUACUCAUCAUCUUCGUUGCUACGGUCUCACGUAUUUUGACAUCUCGACUUCACAUUGCAUACCUUACACCUCUUCCAUCUUCCAAGUCAACCAUUAUCCACCUUCCAAGUAUCCGAAGCGGAUGGAUACCGGGUCAGCACGUCCGCAUUCGAGUACUCACUGGUGGCAUGGGGCUCACCCAGGUGUGGGAGGGUCAUCCCUUCACAUUGUCCACUGCUCCGCAACAUGGUGAAGGGGCGAAGCUUGUUGUGAAAGCAGCUGGUGAUUGGACGAACCGCCUGUUCGAAAUUGCUGAAAAGAAGGGAAGAGGUGACGCUGAAUUGGGAGCUGGCCAUGAGAAGGGCAGGCCAUAUCCCGUUGCGGUUCUCAUCGAAGGUCCAUAUGGGGGGUGUAAUCUUGUUUAUUCUGCCUAUUCCUCUGUGUUGCUCGUGGCUGGUGGAUCUGGUGUCUCAUACGUCCUUGGAGUGGCACAGGGGAUGGUUGCAGAUGCUCGGCUGGGCAAGAGCAGAACGAGGGAACUCAAUAUCAUUUGGAGCGUUCGUGACCGCGCGGCAGUGAACGAUCUCCUUCCAUUCUUCGAGCAGAUCCUCGAUUCGUCAAAGUCCAUACCACACUUCACCGUUCGGAUCAACCUUUAUUAUACAUCCGUCAGUAGAGGGUUCAUUGUUCGACCAUUCUCCCUUUUCCCCUCUUCCGCAGCAUUUUUAUCGACGACAGCACCACAUCCCCCGAGUUAUGGCAGAUCCCCCCUCUCAGGGUUGGCAAGUGGCCCCAACAGUACUACUGAACUUCUGGCACUGGAUAAUAAUUCGAGCCGCGUCGAACUGGAGGAAGGGAGGCAAUUUAUUGUGGGGCAACUGGAUGAGAAGGCUGGAAUGAGGGUGGUGAAUCCUUUUGCGGACCCUGUAAGAGAUUCGUUGCCUCCACCUUUACCUCCGAAGAUUGGGUUCGAAAGUCAUGGUGGUAAUGGUUGUGCUUCGCCACCAGUAGAGUUGAAGCCUGGGAGACCAGAUUAUGAAGUUAUUCUCAAAGAGAUCAUCUCUCGGAAACGUCUAAUUUUGGAGUCGUUCGGCGAGAAGCUCCGUAUGAAUUUGGGCAUGGGAGGUGCGGGCGGUUUGGCUGGUGCUGGUGCAUGUGGUGGUGGUAUUGCGGUCGGUGCAUGUGGUCCUGCUGGUUUGGUCCUUUCCAUGAGGAAACUUUGUUGGGAUGCGAGGUCUCUAGGGGCAAUGGAAUCGAUAGAAUUUCAUGAUGAGUGA